GGAGUAAUCUCCCUUCGAUAUGACUGAAACCGGAAAUUGAUUAGUUCUUUCACCGGAGCCGUUAAACAAAUUGUGUUAUUUUAGCCUGUACUCUGGUCAAAACUUGGAUCCGCAGUACAAAACUGUUUGGAUUAUACAUCAUUUUACUGUAGAGUAGUCCCAACCCCUCCCCCAAACUUAUCCUUUUGGGGGAUUAAAAAAAAAAAUUUACACAAAUUUCUGACUUGUCAUGGAAAUCGAUGCAUCAGGAGAUCAAAGUGGAGGCAGUACUCCAGUUCAGGACGAGCCUACAUAUUCCGAUGUAGAAAACCAAGACAUUGAGAAUAGUGAUGAUGAAGAAGAAAAUCAUACAAAUUCUUUAAAGAAUUGCAGAGCUGCUGAUUCCGAUGAGUAUAUCAGUGAUGGAGGUGAAUUUGUACGUGAAGAUGUUCAGCAUGAAUUGGAAGAUGAAGAAGUAGAAAGAGAAGAAGUUGAAAGAAAUUCUGAUGAAAAUAUUUCAGAUGAUAAUGAGGAAGAUGACAAUAAUAAUGAGGAUGAUGAUAAUAAUGAUGCUGAUGCUCCUAAUCAUCCUGGAUCUAUAUCCAGUGCAAAUCGCAGUCGCUCAGUUUCUCCAGCUCAUAGUAGAUCAGAUCGAAGUCGUUCAACAUCCCCUCAGAGUCCAAUCCAUUCUCCAAUGUCUGUGCCAAAAAGUAACUCAAAUCCAAGUCGAUCUCCUUCUCCAGUCAAUCAACACUCUAGGUCUCCCUUAGACAGUCCAUCACAGUCCAGAAGUCGGUCAGGUUCUCCUGCUUCGCAGAGAAGUCGUUCUGAUUCUGCACAAAGUCAACGCUCAGAUUCAGCUGCCUCUCAUAGAAGUAGUUCGUGGUCUCCAUCGCGUCAAAAUGAAUCUCAGUCAGUCCACAGAAGUCGUUCAGGAUCAGUUGCAUCUCAACGAAGUCACUCAAGUUCUCACAGAAGUGCUUCUGGCUCUCCUGCAUCACAUCACAGUGAAUCCAGGUCAUGGCGUUCAGGUUCUGCUGAAUCACAGAGAAGUUUAUCUGGAUCUCGGCAUAGUGCUUCUCGGUCACCAGUAUCCCACCAAAGUCAGUCAGGGUCAUCUGUUUCAAAUAGAAGUCGUUCUAGGUCACGAAGGAGUCAAUCUGGCUCUCCAGCUUCCCAGCACAGUGGUGGUUAUAUGUCUCCGCAAAGGAUUGAUUCUAAAUCAUCACCAUCACACAAAAGUCAGUCAAGUCCAGCAGGUUCAGUGAAAUCCCCUUUAAGUGUUUCCAAUGUUCAGAACAGUCAACCUGAUUCUCCUGUUGCUCCAGUAGCCAGUCCUCUGCCUCUCUCUCAUGUUAAGAAUAAAAGAGAAAAUCUUUUUACAGACAGUGAAAAUUCUGAUUCAGAAUCAGAACAAAUAAAACGUAGGAUACAAGGCCAAAUUCAAAGUGAUAGCGAAGAUGAAGAUGAAAAACUAAGAAGCAAUAUUAACAGAGCUUUAUCAACUGGUCUGGAGUCUGAUGAUGAUGAUGAUGAUGAUGGAGAUAAUAAAACGUCUCAUGGCAGAACUGCUGAAAGAGUUACCCAAAAGUCAACUAAAAGAAUAUUAUCUGAUUCUGAAGAUGAACCAUCCAAAGCCAAAGGAAGUGAAAACGAAGAUGAUGAAAGUGAUAAAGAGACUGGUGAGAAACUCAUUGCUGAUAUUUUUGGCUCAAGUGAUGAAGAUGAAGAGUUUGAGGGUUUUGGUGAGGCUGAUGUAGAAGCUGUCCCCAAGAGGAAGGAAAAGAAAGCUGAGAAUGAGGAUAAUGAUGAUGAUGAUGACGAUGACGAUGAUGAUCAACAAAAGACUGAUUUGAAUGAUGACAAUAAUGAAGGUCUUCCUCUGGUAUCAGAUGAUGAAAAUGACGAACUUGUUCGAGAUUCACAAAGAGAGGAUUUUGUAUCUGAUUUCGAUGUCAUGCUAGAAAAGAAGAAAGCUGAACGACAAGGGAAUCGUCGCAGGCGGAAAGAUAUUGACAUCAUUAAUGAUAAUGAUGACCUUAUUGCUGAUAUGGUACAGAAAAUGAAGGUAGCUGCUGAGGAAGAUAGAGAGUUAAACCAAUCAAAAAAAGCUGCUACAAAGAAACUUAAAUACCUUCCGUUUGUUUAUUCUCAACUUAAAAAAACUGAUCUCCAUAUUGCCUUCCUUGAUUGUGGUAUUUUGAGUGCUAUGACAGAAUGGUUGGCUCCACUACCUGAUCGGAGUUUACCUCAUUUAUCCAUUAGAGAAAAUUUCUUAAGAAUUUUAAUAGAGUUUCCACCAAUUGGAACAGAUAGCUUAAAGAGCAGUGGUAUAGGAAAAGCAGUAAUGUAUUUAUAUAAACAUCCUAAAGAAACCCGAGGAAAUAAAAUCUGUGCUGGAAAACUAAUAAAUGAAUGGUCUCGACCAAUUUUCAACUUAACAUCAGACUAUAGCAUGUUGUCAAAAGAAGAUCGAGAAGAAAGAGAUUACCAACAGUUGCCUAAAAAACGGAGAGUUAGUGAUCAAGGUGGAGAGACACCCCGGAGAGACAUAGAUAAAGCAUUAAAUAGUGAAGAAAAAGCACUUCGUCCUGGUGAGAAGGGCUGGGUCUAUAGAGCUCGUGUACCUAUGCCUUCCAACAAAGACUAUGUGGUACGACCAAAAUGGAAUGUUGAUGAAAACCCGAGGAAGUCAUCAAAGAAAGCUCUCACAAGAUAUGAAGUUCAAAUGCGUCAGUUCCAAGAAAAGAAACGGCGAAAUAAAACUCAACGUGCUGUCACAAUCAGUAUCGAAGGACGUAACAUGUCUUUAUGAUCCAUAUUCUAUUCUAUUCUUUUCACAUACACAACAACAACAAUUGAACUGAAUUGAAAUCAGCUUAUCUCCAGUAAAACAAGAGAUUAUUAUUAUUAUUAUUGAGGCAGUGAGCUGGCAGAAUUGUUAGCUCGUUGGAUAAAAUGCUUAGGGGAAUUUCAUCCGUCUUAAUGUUCUGAGUUCAAAUUCUGUUGAAGUCAACUUUG
Molecule: messenger RNA, 3000 nt
Organism: Octopus sinensis (East Asian common octopus)
Lineage: Eukaryota; Metazoa; Mollusca; Cephalopoda; Octopoda; Octopodidae
Product: IWS1-like protein
Exons: 16
Coding region: 230-2794 (854 amino acids)
Biological process (GO): poly(A)+ mRNA export from nucleus
Cellular component (GO): nucleus
Source: RefSeq, a predicted model, not a curated record